This is a messenger RNA of Candoia aspera, 3655 nucleotides long. It is a transcript of the gene SLITRK2, whose product is annotated as SLIT and NTRK like family member 2. Gene Ontology annotation, cellular component: glutamatergic synapse; membrane. Gene Ontology annotation, biological process: positive regulation of synapse assembly; regulation of presynapse assembly; axonogenesis. The record is from RefSeq and is a predicted model, not a curated record. Gene Ontology annotation, molecular function: protein binding. Bases 18 to 2591 code for a protein of 857 amino acids. The transcript has a single exon. NCBI's taxonomy places the organism in Eukaryota, Metazoa, Chordata, Lepidosauria, Squamata, Candoiidae.
CUCCAGGGAGCAUAAAGAUGCAGAAGGGAGUUUGGCUGCUGAGCGUGUUCACAGUAGCUGGGAUCGCGCCGACAGAGAGCCGCAAGCCUGCCAAAGACAUUUGCAGCAAGAGUCGUUGCCCUUGCGAGGAGAAGGAGAAUGUGCUGAAUAUUAAUUGUGAAAACAAGGGAUUUACAACUGUUGGCCUCCUCCUGCCUCCGCCGUCCAAGAUCUAUCAACUCUUUCUCAACGGGAAUGCCUUCGCCCGUCUGUACCCCAACGAAUUUGUCAACUAUUCCAAUGCCGUGACGCUCCACUUGGGCUACAACGACAUGGAAGAGAUCCAGACUGGGGCCUUUUUGGGCCUUCGGAUUCUCAAGAGGCUCCACCUCAACAACAAUAAGCUGGAGGUCUUACGGGAGGACACCUUCCUAGGCUUAGAGAGUCUGGAGUACCUCCAGGCUGACUACAACUACAUCACUGCUAUCGAGGCCGGAGCCUUCAGCAAACUCAACAAGCUGAAAGUGUUGAUCCUCAAUGACAACCUAUUGUUAUCACUUCCAAGCAAUGUGUUUCGCUUUGUCCUGCUGACCCACCUGGACCUCAGAGGUAACCGGCUGAAAAUGAUGCCCUUUGCUGGAGUCUUGGAGCACAUUGGAGGCAUCAUGGAAAUUCAACUGGAGGAGAAUCCAUGGAACUGUACCUGUGACCUUCUGCCUCUCAAAGCAUGGCUAGACACCAUCACUGUCUUUGUUGGGGAGAUUGUAUGCGAGACCCCUUUCAGGCUGCAUGGCAAAGAUGUCACCCAACUCACGAGGCAGGAUCUCUGCCCUCGAAAAAGUGCAGGCGAUUCUAACCCAAGGGAGAAGCAUCCUUCCCAUUCGGACACACACAUCCAGAGACUUCCCCCAACAGCUAAUUCUGCUGUUGGUGCCACCAGGGCUCCCAAAGCCAGCCGCCCACCCAAAACAAGGAGCCGUCCAACCCCACGGGUCACGGUGUCUAAAGACAGGCAGAUUUUUGGGCCCAUCAUGGUUUAUCAGACCAAAUCCCCUGUCCCACUGACUUGCCCAAGUAUUUGUGCUUGCACUUCACAAAGUUCUGACAAUGGGUUGAAUAUCAACUGCCAGGAGAAAAGAAUUGGCAACAUCUCCGAUCUCCACCCCAAGCCCACCAGUCCAAAGAAACUCUAUUUGACAAGCAAUUACCUGCAAACUAUCUAUAAAACUGAUCUCCUGGAAUACCCAUCAUUGGACUUGUUGCAUUUGGGAAACAACAGGAUUGCUGUGAUCCAAGAAGGUGCCUUCUCUAACCUGACCAGCUUACGUCGACUUUAUCUCAAUGGUAACUAUCUUGAGAUCUUGUAUCCUUCCAUGUUUGAAGGGCUCCUCAGCUUACAGUACCUCUAUUUAGAGUAUAAUGUGAUUAAAGAGAUCCUGCCACACACCUUUGAUGCAUUGGGUAAUCUUCACCUGUUAUUUUUGAACAACAAUCUUCUGAGAUCUCUGCCUGACAAUGUCUUUGGGGGCACCACCCUAACUAGACUCAACCUGAGAAACAACCAUUUCUCAUAUUUGCCCGUGCAAGGUGUCCUCGGCCAGCUUUCAGCCCUAAUUCAAAUUGACCUCCAGGAAAAUCCUUGGGAUUGUACUUGUGAUAUCAUGGGACUGAGAUACUGGAUAGAACAAGUCACCGAGCAAAACAAUCAGCAGUCAGGAGGUCCGGUGGUAAUUAAUGAAGUGAUCUGUGAUUCUCCUGCCAAGCAUGCUGGAGAACAUCUCAAGACCUUAAGCAAAGAUGCCAUCUGCCCUGAGAAUCCCAAUCUGUUAGAUUCUUCUCUCUUGUCACUCAAUCUGAAUACAGAUAUGCCACCAGCCUUCAGCAUCUUCCCCAGCGCCUUUCCAGAAAUGCGGACUGAAGUCCCGCUCUCUGUCUUAAUUUUGGGCCUCCUGGUUGUGUUUAUUCUGUCUGUCUGUUUUGGGGCUGGGCUGUUUGUCUUUGUUCUCAAACGCCGGAAGGGCAUGCCGAGCGUGCCCAGCAGUGCCAACAAUCUUGACGUCAGUUCCUUCCAACUGCAGUACGGGUGCUACAACAGCGAAGCCCAGGAUAAAGCCGAAGGGCAUGUAUAUAAUUACAUCCCUCCUCCUGUUGGCCAGAUGUGCCAGAAUCCUAUCUACAUGCAGAAGGAAGGAGAUCCAGUAGCUUACUACCGGAAUCUCCAGGAGCUUAGCUACAGUAAUCUUGAGCCGAAGAAAGAUGAUUCAACUGGCUUUGCGUUUACAAUCACAGCAGCAGACAUGCUUGAGAAACAGCCGUUUUCAAGGGAGCCUGAACUAUUGUAUCAAAACCUUGUGGAGAGAGUGAAGGAACUGCCCAGCGGAAGCAUGGUCCAAUACAAUUUUUGCACCCUCCCCAAAAGGCAGUUUACCCCUUCCUAUGAGUCCAGGCGACAAAACCAGGACAGGAUAAAUAAAACAGUUUUGUACGGGACUCCGCGGAAGUAUUUUACAGAACUAUCUAAACCUGAGCAUCCUUUGCUGCAAGGAAAAUUGCAGGCCGAACCGGACUACCUCGAAGUUUUGGAAAAACAAACUGCCAUUAGUCAGCUGUGAAAUGGGGAGGGGGGAGGCCUGGGGGUGCAUUUGAUGGGUGGGGGAGAAGUCUUUAAAAAGAACAACCCAGUCCUGAACUUAAGACAUCAAAUGAAAUUGGUCACAGCAUAAGAAUAUUUUUUUUCCAUCAUCAAUGAGAACUUUCUCAUACCAUUUCAGGGUUUGGAUGGGUGCAUUCUACUAAAUUCCCUUUAAGUUAUUAUUAUAAUUAUUGCUAUUAUUAUUUUGCAUAUCUUCCUCCUUUCCCUUCCUCAUCCUUUUAAGAACUGAAUGAAUUUUUAUAUCAGACCAUUUGCAUCAAUUUAUUUCUGGGGGCCGGGAGACAGUAGAAAGACAUUGCAAAAAGGGUCUCCCCACACCCAUGCCCACAUUCACAGAACUAAAAUUGAAAAAUAAUGUCUCAAAUAGAUGAUCUGUCCUUUCUUCACUAGAUCAGGACAUUUCUUUCUCUUCCCCACCCCACCCUUUUUCAUUUUUAAUUUUUUUUGUAAAUAAAAACAUUGACAGUACAUCUUCUUCACUUGUCAAGUACAACCACUGGGCGUCCCCUCUGUAUGUGUGCGUUAAAGUGUCUUUGCACUUUAAAUACGUUAUCGCUUGUCAUGAUUUCAAGAUACUGUAUUUUAUUUUUAAAUUAGGGGAGAAAUGUAAAAUAGAUCUCAGCUCUGCUCUGUCAGAAGGGGUUAUUGCUUAAUUGACAAGCAAAAUCCCAUAUAAGAGAGUUUCUUUCUAAGACUUUUUAUGGACUGAACUGUAAAAUCUUUCUUUACCCCACUUUUUUUUUUUUCCUGGCCUCAUUUUACAUGAAUUUCGAAAUUGACUACAGUAAGAAUUUAGCAGUGGAUUGGGUAUCCAGCUGUCUCAGUUGGGAGUGAUAGUUCCUUAAUUAAAAAAAAAAAAAAAAUUAACACAAAAUCCAUACUGCCUGAUCAACAAGUAUCCCAUCUUUGUUACUCUGCAGUUCCUAACACUGUUGUAAUGUUCAUUGUUUUUCAGAUUAUUUGCCUAAUUAAGAGAACAUUACUUUACCUGUAAUAUAUUUUUUCUGCAUUAAAAUUAGAUAU